AUGUUUAGUGUUAUUCUUCUAACUUCAACGGAGCAGCGACAUCAACGAAAACAACAUCAACGAACGUCAACAGCAACGGACAUCAACAGACAUCAGCGGCAUCGAAAGACGAGCGUUACGUCUUGGACUGCAGCAGUGGACGAAUCCGCUGCAGUCCAUUGGGUGAAUUCAUCGGACUGCAGCGAUGGACGAAGCUCGCGUGGUGAGCAACUUCCACCUUUCACUGCGAGCGAAAUUUGGACCCGGAAGCAGCUGAGCCAAUUCCGGAAGCAGCUGGACCAAGUCCGGAAGCAGCUGGGCCAAUUUCGGAAGCAGCUGGAUCAAGUCCGGAAACAGCUGGAUCAAGUCCGGAAGCAACUGGACCAAGCCAUCCGGAAGCAGCUGGAAGCAACUGAUCCGGAAGCAGCUGGACCAAGUCAUCGGGGCGUACAUGUAUAUACGUUACUGUUUGAUCUUCACUACAAUGCCAACGAUACUAGAGGUAUUGUAAUUGGAACGAAAGUACUAUUGGAUAUUGGAGGCGACAGCGAUCAAUCUACCAAAGAAGAUUAA
Molecule: messenger RNA, 552 nt
Organism: Gongylonema pulchrum
Lineage: Eukaryota; Metazoa; Nematoda; Chromadorea; Rhabditida; Gongylonematidae
Source: the annotation of a GenBank genome assembly